Molecule: messenger RNA, 561 nt
Organism: Sporisorium graminicola
Lineage: Eukaryota; Fungi; Basidiomycota; Ustilaginomycetes; Ustilaginales; Ustilaginaceae
Exons: 2
Coding region: 1-561 (186 amino acids)
Biological process (GO): phosphorelay signal transduction system; phosphorylation
Cellular component (GO): cytoplasm; nucleus
Molecular function (GO): histidine phosphotransfer kinase activity; protein histidine kinase binding
Source: RefSeq, a predicted model, not a curated record
AUGUCGGAAGCUGGUGCCGAUGGAGCCAGCGGCUCGGCAGGCGACCUUUCGCCCUCGAUCAUCGACAUGGACAUCUUUUCGCAGCUGCUCGAGAUGGACGACGAGGACGAUCGCGAAUUCUCCAAGAGCAUUGUUUGGAACUACUUUGACCAGGCUAUCACCACGUUCCAGGAGAUGGAUGUCGCGCUGAGCACCAAGAACUUGACCGAGCUGUCGACGCUGGGCCACUUUCUCAAGGGCUCUUCCGCCGCGGUGGGCGUCAUCAAGGUGCGCGAUAGCUGCGAGCACAUGCAGCACUACGGCAAGUGCCACGGCGAAGAUGGCAUCAGCGAUUUGACCGAGGAGGAGGCGUUGAAAAAGUUGACUAUCACGCUGCGCGAUGUCAAGGUGCAGUACAGGGAGGCGGCCAAGGCGUUGAAGGCGUUUUACGAUGAGGAGGGCGACGUUGAGGAUGACGGCGAAGAGGAGGAAGAGGUGACACAAAAGGAUGGCGAGGCAAAAGCAGAGGCGGUAGAAGCUAGCAAGGACACCGAAGAAGAAAAAGGCGCCGCUGCGCCAUGA